This is a messenger RNA of Arachis duranensis, 1903 nucleotides long. RefSeq names its product proline--tRNA ligase, chloroplastic/mitochondrial. The record is from RefSeq and is a predicted model, not a curated record. Bases 55 to 1698 code for a protein of 547 amino acids. Gene Ontology annotation, cellular component: mitochondrion; chloroplast stroma; aminoacyl-tRNA synthetase multienzyme complex. The transcript is spliced from 11 exons. Gene Ontology annotation, molecular function: ATP binding; proline-tRNA ligase activity. NCBI's taxonomy places the organism in Eukaryota, Viridiplantae, Streptophyta, Magnoliopsida, Fabales, Fabaceae. Gene Ontology annotation, biological process: prolyl-tRNA aminoacylation.
UUUAUUUGUUUGAGGGAAACAAAGAAAACCUCAUCUGAGACCAAGAGUGAGGAAAUGGCAGUGUCACUGAGACUGCCCUCUCUAACGCUAACGAACCUGUUCGCCUCACCGUCUUCUAUUCCCAUUCUACGACGCCGACGCCCCCAUGGCACUCUUCUCCGGCCGCCGCCCCUCGCUGCUAGCUUCUCCUCGCAGAGAGCAGAGGCUGCGUCAGCUCAGACCCAGUAUAACUCGAAGAGCAGCAAAGGGAGCGACCAAGUAAUAACGCCAAGGUCACAGGACUUCAACGCUUGGUACCUCGACCUCAUAGCCAACGCCGAGCUAGCCGAUUACGGUCCUGUUCGCGGCACCAUGGUCAUUCGUCCCUAUGGUUACGCUAUUUGGGAAUCCAUUCAGGACUAUUUGAAUGUGAAGUUCAAGGAAACAGGGCAUAGUAACAUGUACUUUCCGCAGUUUAUUCCAUACUCAUUUAUAGAGAAAGAAGCAAGUCAUGUGGAGGGCUUCAGUCCCGAGUUGGCAUUGGUGACAAUUGGAGGUGGAAAGGAACUUGAAGAGAAGCUCGUGGUUCGACCCACAAGUGAAACCAUUGUCAAUCACAUGUUUACCAAAUGGAUCCAAAGUUAUCGUGAUCUCCCUCUCUUGAUUAAUCAGUGGGCAAAUGUCACAAGAUGGGAGAUGCGCACAAAACCAUUUGUUAGGACUCUUGAGUUUCUUUGGCAAGAGGGCCACACUGCUCAUGCAACUCCUGAAGAGGCAGAAAAUGAGGCUAUACAGAUGAUUGACAUCUAUACCAAAUUUGCUUAUGAGCAAGCUGCAAUACCUGUUAUUGCAGGUCGAAAAUCUAAAGUAGAAACAUUCGCUGGAGCUAAUAAGACCUAUACAAUUGAGGCCAUGAUGGGUGACAAGAAAGCAUUGCAAGCCGGAACCAGCCACAACCUUGGCCAGAACUUUUCUCGUGCCUUUGGAACACAGUUUUUAGAUGAGACUGGACAAAUGCAGCAUGUUUGGCAGACAUCAUGGGCAAUUAGUACACGUUUUGUUGGAGGCAUUAUCAUGACCCAUGGAGAUGAUGCCGGCCUAAUGCUUCCUCCAAAGCUUGCUCCGAUACAGGUGGUAAUUGUACCUAUUUGGAAGAAGGAUGAAGAGAAAGUGGCUGUUCUAAAUGCAGCAUCUUCUGUAAAAGAAGUUCUUUGUACGGCAGGUAUUAAAGUUAAACUAGAUGACUCAGAGCAAAGAACUCCUGGAUGGAAAUUCAAUUUCUGGGAAAUGAAGGGUGUUCCUCUUAGAAUUGAAAUUGGUCCUCGUGAUGUAUCUAGUGAGAGUGUGGUGAUAUCCAGGAGAGAUGUUCCUGGGAAGCAGGGGAAAGUGUUUGGAAUCUCUAUGGAGCCUUCUAUUUUGGUGGCUUUUGUGAAAGACAGGUUGUAUGAAAUACAGUCCUCUCUUUUGGAGAGGGCCAUAGCAUUUCGUGACAGCAAUAUUGUAGAUGUGAACUCAUAUGAUGAUCUUAAAGUAGCAAUAUCACAAGGCAAAUGGGCUAGGGGUCCUUGGUCUGCUACCAAUGAAGAUGAGUUAAAAGUAAAGGAGGAAACAGGAGCAACCAUUAGGUGCUUUCCUUUUGAACAACCCGAAGGGAUCAAAAGAUGCUUCAUGACUGGAGAUCCUGCCGAAGAAGUAGCAAUUUUUGCCAAAUCUUACUAAUUCCCAAGUAUAUUAUCCUGCAGAUUGGGCUUGUAGUCAAAUUCUUGGUUUGAAUCGUAUAUUUUUUGGUAAGUCAGUUGUGUUGUACAACAUAGACAACUUAUUACAGAACAUUUAACUGAUCAACUGUAGCUUUUUAUUGUUAGUUGUCAUAAUGGAGUUACAAUUGUCAAAUUUUGUAAGGAAUAUUUAUGACUUGCAGUUU